Messenger RNA from Purpureocillium lilacinum, 2154 nucleotides. RefSeq lists its product as uncharacterized. Gene Ontology annotation, molecular function: protein binding. The record is from RefSeq and is a predicted model, not a curated record. Lineage: Eukaryota; Fungi; Ascomycota; Sordariomycetes; Hypocreales; Ophiocordycipitaceae.
AUGGAGCAACCAACCCCGCCGAAGCUGACCAUCCCGGCGUCGUCCGCAUCGCCAUCUGCCGCCAGCGCCAACACGCAGACCGGCCGGCCGCCGCUGUGGACCAAGUCGGCCCAGCGUAAGAUGACACGCCUCUACGUCUAUACCACGUUGCCGCUCGACACCAUCGUCAAGCUCGUUCACUGUCGCACGCCCGACUCGGCGCCUGGCAUCGACUCGGCAAACAAGAAGCUGAACGCGCUGCUCGACAAAGAGCCCCGAUGGCUUCAUCCACGCUCCAAGGCCGACAUGGGCCGCCGCGUUACGCAGCUCUCCAACUCGCCAGCUAGAUUAGCAUCGGCAUCGGCAUCGGACACAACAUCACCCCAACCCCCCAGCGACCCGACCCGUCUCUCACCCAGCCCAGGUGGUGUCAAGCUCGAGGCCAGCGCGAGUCCCAUGCCGUGGGACCUGUCACCUGUCAACCAUGGCCUGCCGAUCAGCCCGGCUCAGAGCCUACCUGUGCACCAGCGUACGACAUCCAGUACCCAAAUCUCUGCGGCGGCAUCACCAAUGCAGCCAGCUGGUGCCCAGGCGUACGGGCCGGAUGCUUCAGAUGAAGGCGUCUUCAACUCGUUUCUCCGUCGCACUACAUGUCUCUCGUCCUCGACCGACCGCACCACCGGCUCUUUCCAUCGUGUCCUGUCUGACUACACCGAACCGUAUAUACAGACUGUCAAGAGGCUCGUCAAGCGCUUCACCGCUCCAAUGAGCAGCAGAGUCAGCAUAUCGCCCAUCUCGGCUGGCGUAACCCCGCGACAUCUAUGGCUGGAUGAUCGUCACGGUCCACAGGCUUUUGAUGGCGAACCCCACCCGCUCCCUGGCGACUUUCUCUGGCUGGACAUGUGUCAGCGGGAGAUAGCUCUUGGCUUUGCCCCGGAAGCUCAUCAACAGAUGCGCUGCACGUGCCUGCCCAUGUUUGGAUCCUACGAGUCAGCAUGGGUGACGGCUUUGGGCCUGACGCCCGUCGGCCAACGCAUCUUGACUUCGGGGCCUAGUCGUGCCGACAUCAGCAAGCGCGACUCCGCAGGUAACACGGUUUUGCAUUUUUUGGCCGCUCGCGGGUCGUUCGAGGCUCUUCUUCGGAUCCUCCAAGCCGAUGUCUGCCACCCGAUCCUCGAUGCUAGAAACUCUGGCGGCCAAACAUUCCUUCAUACGAUACGCCGCGCCGAACUCCAAGAUCUGGGACGGCUUUUUCGGCUCCUCGAAGUUGUGUCUGAAAAGGGCGCCGACAUAUACGCACAGGAUGUCUACGGGCGCAACUUCUUUCACAUCUUGCACAUGGAACACAUCGAUGCUGCCGUCAUGCGCUUUAUAAUGCAGCGGUACGAGGCAUCCCGGUACCGAAAAAGAGACGCGUUCGGCAUUGUGCCCCAGUCUGCGGACGAGAUGGAACUUGACGGUCCACCAACCAACUAUGCUUGCAGAAUUAGCCAUGAAUUCGCCAUCGAAGAGGAGGCGCGUCUUCUGCUGCAUGUUUGCACGGCACAAAAUCAGCCUUGGUUGGAGAACGACGACGGUGGCAACGGCCUUCACUCUCUCGCCAUGGCCACGCUUAGCAACGCAAGUGUAUUACAGAAGUACCAGCUUGUACCGGGCAGCGACGAGGCGUUUACUGCGUUGUCGAAUCAGUUUGAUAACUCUCUGGACUCGUGGGAAGCGAGGCUGGUUUUCCGCCACCAGCUCGUGACUGGGCUGCUCGACGUGGGGGUGGAUGUGAACCAGUACGACGGAAACGGCAAUACACCGCUGAUGGUGUUUGUUGCCGAGCUUCCGGAGGAGAACGACUACAAGACCGGACCCAAGAUUAUCGACGAACUCAUAAACAGGGGCGCCAAUAUCCGAGCGCGGAACCGGGCUGGCGAGACAGCUCUGCACAUUGCGGUCCGGUGCGGGCGCAAGCUGGCGAUGAAGGCGCUCGUCAACCACGGCGCCAACGUCCAUGCCAAGGAUGCCGAUGGCCGGAGCGUUCUGGAUGUGGCAGACGCUAAGAUGAUGAACUCUCGAGACGAUGAUCCAAGCGAUUACGCGCACUAUGAGGCGUGCCGCGCCUGGCUCAGCAGUUCGAAGGGGCUUGCUGUGCAGAGGCCGACGAUUGUUGAUGAAUGGGGACUUUGA